Bipolaris oryzae ATCC 44560 is the source of this 264-nucleotide messenger RNA. RefSeq lists its product as uncharacterized. The annotation marks the transcript as partial. NCBI's taxonomy places the organism in Eukaryota, Fungi, Ascomycota, Dothideomycetes, Pleosporales, Pleosporaceae. The transcript has a single exon. The record is from RefSeq and is a predicted model, not a curated record.
GCCAUUGGCCUGCGAGGCAGAGCGUGGUUGAAGGGCCUGUACGCGCUCUUCAGUCUGUUCGAGUUGGCUUUGGAGAUCCUUGACGCGCUGCUCGAGCUGUUGACGAGUCGAGUCGGCGGUCGCAGACUUGAGUUCAGCACUGUUGCGAGCGGCGAUAAGAUCGUCGAUCCUUCGCUGCGCUUCGGUGCGCUCGUAAUCCCGCAUUUGGAUAACCUUUUUAUGUUCUGCAAUCUCAUCCUCCAAUUUUCGUUCGGCAGUCUGUAG